CUCCUGCUGUCUGUCCCCACGCAGCCCUGCAGCCCGAACCACUGCUCAUCUCUGGGUGCUGGUGCCCUCUGCCAGCUGGGGCAGGCACAGCCGUGGCUCUGGGAUUUGCUAUGUUUUUGCAAUUGUAAACAAGAAAGGUUGAAGCUGAGCUCUCUAAACAUGACAAUAUGCAGAAAGUAAAGAGCACUUUGUGUAGCAUCUUGGACGGAUGUUGAAAGGGAUUAUAACAGACUGAAUAAUUUAGGAAACAAACCGAAGAUUUUAGAGUUCACUUUUUCCAGGGGCCGAUACCAAUAUCCUACAACAGCCAAUGUACUUUCUUCAAAAUCAGAAGCAAUGCCAGGAAUUUAACUUGAGCAAACAAAAUGUUUCUUUCCUUUUCCUGAAUUUAAACUUUGCACCUUUGUUUUCACUUGUGUUUAAGUUACUGGAGUUAUUUUUCCUUUCUUGUAACUAAGUGCUUAAAUAAUCAGCUUCAAUUGCUUGGAAAUUUUACCUGAACAUUUGAUAACAUUUUUCUAGGUUUUUGCAUGUGCCUCUUUAAUCCUGUGAGGCUUGAUGGAUGUGAUUUCAAUGUGAGCUGUUGAUGAAGGCAAAGAGGGGCUGGGAGGUGAUCUCCUGCAUGUGGCUCAGCUGUGUGCAGUGGAACGUGCCAGGAGGGCAUUGCAUGGGGCUCAUGGGAUGCCUGCUUCGUUCAUGGCACACGGUGUCAGUUGUGUGUAACAAAUAAAAGUGCUCUCUUCAUUUUUCUGGUAUAGAUUUCCCACAGCAAAGUAUCCAAGUAGUAUUUUGAACUAAACUGGUGCGUUUUUUUGCAGUAAUAGGUUUUCCCAAUGGAGUGCUUUAAUAUAAAUGCAGUCUUCCCACUUCAGUGCUCUAUACUGUUUGGUUUGUAUUGGCAGCAUCUGAAACCAGCAAAAGAAUUGAGGUUAGAACUGCUUGCUAUACAUGUACAAGAACUGGUAAUGAGAUUAUCAUCAAUGAGAAAAGUCAGUAGAAUGCUUGAAUUCUAUCUAUCUUGGGCAAAUCCUACAGUUUUUUUUUCCCACAAGACACGAGGAUGGUUUAUAACCCGGUACCAAUGUCCGGGUUAGGAUCAAAACAUCAUUUAUCACGGGCCAUUAAGCCGUGCCACUUCUUUCAAGCACCAGUUCCAUCUUGACGAUCUGCGUGCUUGCUAUCCUCAGGUUGAUAACUGCAGCCUGGGGAGCCACGGAAAGAAAGAAGUUCUUCUGAAUGAGUUCCAGCUGGUUCAAUUCUUGGCUGUCCCUUUGCUAAGUAGCCCAGAACAAAAUGGACUCAUUGCUCGCGGCCUUUGCACGCUGUUAACUCUUCACUGAAUAUUGACUUUCAGUGUCCUGGUUUUAAAUCUGAACUCACUCUUGGAUCUGUUCAGAAAGUGCUCCUCUAUCUCAUCUGGUUGUUAUCAUGCUUACCACAAAACGAGCAGCAGAUUUGCCAAUAAGGAAGGCAAAGCUGCAAGGGCAUGAAGUGGUUUCCUUGGCGGCGGGGCCUUCAGCUUUGAAAAGCUUUACGUAAGGCUUGAGACUUUUUAUCUUUCUUUCCAAACAUGCCAAAAAGUACUCCGCAUACCUCAGUUAAAAUAUGAGCAUGGAAAACAACUAUAUGUGUUAGAAGUUGGGGACAAUUUGUAAGGCGUUUCUUACCUGAGGUAUGCUGUUUUAAAGCAGUGCUGCAGUGUUGAUGCCUCUCUUGGUAUAAAUAUAAAGAAUGCUUUUCAUUUCCUUACAGAAAAAAUAAUAACGGGAUGUUGAUGGUUUCUAUUGAAAAGCCAUUCAGUAUCCCUCCCUCAGAGUUUGUUCUGGGAACAGUUACUGAAGGUGCAGCAAUGCUGGGAGCAGCGCUCGGUACGUACUGCUCUGUGCUGAGGAUUUCUAGCAACUGCUCAUUGCAAGAGUUACUGAAGAAAUACAAAAUGAGUUUGAGUUUUAGAAAAGCAGCUUAAGCCCACUGCAUAGUUUUUCCCACUCUUUGUUCUUUUGGUAUACCGAGUAUUAUGUCGGCUAAACUUAUUUUUCUGCCAAAAUUCUAUACUGGAAAUUCUUUGCUCUGAUGUUUCAGAAAGAAUGAAGAAAUGUGGAUUCUUGAAUGGUUUAACCAUGGUGGUCACGUUUGAGACUUAAAAGUUCUACAAAUAGCUAGCAACGUUUGUUGUUGCUUAUUUUCAGUGCCUCUAAAGACUUUUCUCUUGCUGUUCAUUUUGUUGGCAAUUAAUGUCAAUGUUGGAGGUGCCCUGGGUCACCACAGCAACUCUCGUACCAGCAGCCUUUCCUCAGUUCCCCAUGCAGCUUUAGUUCAAUAUGGAUGUAAGCAGUCCUGCUUUGACAGAAGCCCAACUCACAGGUAAAGCUUUAACGCAGGUUUCCAUCUGAAUUAACUGAAAUUGUUCUCCUGAUGCAUUUGAGCCUAUGUGACUAAUAGUUUACGUAGCUUACAACUUACACAUGACUUAACACCAUUCAUUUUUGAAAUAACAGUGUUGUUGCUUGCAAGCAAUCUACUUAGUGUUUGAUGAGAACCAGACAUGAGUUUUGUACUGUUUAUUAAAAUAAGCUAAUUGGAAAUUUUGGUUCCUAUUGAGUUGAUUUUGUACCUUAUGUAAGAUAUCAAAAAUGCUCAAUAUUGGCUCUGUCUGCGAAAACAAAUCUCAGUUUUCAAAUUGAGAUUAAGUAUGCGUGAAAUUGUAUCCAUUUUUCCUCCCGUAGAAUAGUGUUUUAUGCUCAAAUUGUUAUGUUGAAGUAUUGAUGCUACCUGUGUAUGAGGGACUAUAAAUACCAACUGCUUUUUGGAGACAGAAAACAUGUUUUAGGUUUGAAGUUUAGUCUUUCUAUUGAACUGGCACUUGGCUGUAGACCUCCAGUACAGUGCUUCCUGCUGACAUGGGUUCUGCAGUGGAAGGGCAGACAUUUUUAUUCCUCCUGCACUGCAGGAAGAUAGUUUGAAGCGGGACAGUGUGUAUGGGCAGAGAGUUUGAAGCAGGACAGUGUGUAUGGGCAGAGAGCUGGGCUAGAAAAUACAGCCAUCGUUGUUCCCCGUAGCCUCAGGUGUAACAGCUGACCCAGGGUUUGGUGCGUAUCAUUAUUCCAAAAAUGCUUGGCACUAUGGACAGAACCCCAAGGCUGGGCCUGUUUGAAUUGGUGUAGUUGCUUGGUCCCUUGGCUAAUUUUAGACACAUGGUAAACAUCCUCAAACAUAUUACUGCUGGUUUUGGUCUUUUGUUUUAUGCUUUUCCCUCCUUAAUAAAGCAGCGGAGAGCAGUUGUGCUGCUUUUCCUAUCAGACUUAGGAAAUGCAUGUCUUGUAAAAACUCCAAGUCCAUUAAUUGGAUGGUGUUUUCUGGGAGGAAAAAAAGUUGCUAAUUGUAUAUAAAUGUACUCGUAACUGGAGUCUCACAAACUGCUUAUAAAAAAUAUAGUUGUGCUAAUGGUGUGGGUAGCCCCAUAGAGAAUAUCUGCGAAGAGGGGGAUCUAAAUUUCUGUGUUUUAUAGUGCACAGAAUGCUCAUUGGAAAAGACUUUCAUGUAGUGAAUUAGUAAGCAAGUGAUCUACUGCAAGGGAGAGUCUCUGCGAGCUUCUGUUUGAUAAUGAGAAUAUAGUGUUUAACACUUCAUACGUUUAGCUUAGGAAAGUGGAGAUCAGAGAAAUUAAAUUAAACACACCUAAAUUAAAUGAUGACUUGGCAGUAGACUGUGCUGCAAAGGGCUCUCAUUCCCAUAAGGGAGUGUCAACCAGUUAGAAGGUAAUUUCUGCCCAGGCAGUAGUGAAAACCAGCGUUGUUUUGGACUCAUUUCUAGAGUGCUGGUUGUUGGUUUUUUCUCUUGUAUUUGAUUCAUAAUUCGCUGCUGUUCACCCGGUGCUUUCCAGAGGAACAUUUCUGUAUUUGUGAAGACUUGGCCAGCCUUUCUAGAACGGACCUGUUGUUUACUGAGGACAUGGGGUCAGGACUGCUUGGAGCUUGGUCCUCAUCUCCACCUAUUGUGAGCAGCAUUGGUUGAGUGUUCAUUCCUCUCAGGUACUUGUGUGGCUUUGAAAAAGGUGCUUUGAAAACUCCAAGUGUUAAAAGUGCAAAAUAUUUUUGGCCAUCUUAGUAAAAUUCAGUUUGGAAUCUGAGUUAUGAGUGCAUGUGGGUGGAGGAACAUGUUUUUCAUGCUUUAGGAAUUUUUUUCCAGAUGCUUUUUCAGCACUUGGGUAACUAUAAAAGCAAAGUAUUAAGACUUCAGCACAGUUUUUAUUUAAAUGUAAUUUAAGAAAAUGGAGCCACAUAGCUUUGUGGCAAGCUUUCAACUUCAGAGCAAUGAUCUUGCACAAUGCAUGUUGGUGUCUGUUUCAAAAUGUGAGCACAAGUAUGUGCAAGCUGUGCAGAUAAGCCUGUCUUGAUAAAUAGUCUUUGCUUGAAAACAUGAAUUAUUCAAGUACGUGUGGUUGGGGACAUGAGAUGUGGAAGGGAAGAAAUGCAGAACUGUGUUGUUCCCAAUAACUACAGCUUGCACAAUUGAGUGUGGAGUAAAUGUAAAAUGCUGGUUUGUGGUUCCAGUAGGAAUUUUGUCAUUUAAACUGUUUUAGUAAGCUGUCAGCUAAGAGAUAGAACAAUAUUCUGAUCUUGGGGCAAAUUCAAUGCUAUUUUAUUGAGAAUUGUUUGUUCUUUUCAGGUACUUCUGUUUCUUGCAAGUGUAUGCAGAAGUUGACACUAUAGCUGAAGCCUGAGCACAUGGACUGCUUUCAGGGAGCUGGGAGAGACCAUUUGUGGACACUCUAGCAAAGCAAAACUUGACUGAGUUUGAUGAGUCUUGGUGGCAGAGGACUGAGUUUUAAAAACCAUGGAGUAGUUAUAUAUAACUUCAUGUUCUGUUAAUGUUUUCUCUGGUUAAAGAGUGAUCAAUUGAGUGUUUUUUGAGAAUGGCACUCUUUGAGAACGGGUCUUCCAGCUGCUGUGAAAUGGGGAUAGCAGUAGCUAACUUAGCUCUUCCAAUUUGCGAAGAACAUGGUUGUGUUCUGAAUGUGGUAUUAGAUGGUCUGCAAGGAAAAGGUCCAAGGGCGUGAAGGAGGGUUGUGCUGCAAGGGCUCUUCUUGAUGGCAGAAUUACUGUGUUCUUCUUGCUCCAGUGUUCCUGGUUGUGUUCCCUACAACUAAGAAAUCAUUGUAGGGGCAAGAGAAAUGGUUAGCUAAAGGUGCUGAGGUCGCUUUGAGAGGUUUACCCUGAACAACAGCAACAAAAAGGCCCUGGAACUAGUUUGAGUAAGAGGUGGGAGUUUAAUGUAGCUGGAAUUUGCCCCAUUGUACGAGGGCUAAAGAAAUUCCUUGGGUGGCCUCUGCUUCGGAUCUGGGGCUGGGCUGAGGACAGCUCUAACAAACACUUCAGUAGUUGGGGUUACUUGGGUUUUACAUCUGAGUAGAGCAUAGGAGAUCGCAUAGAGGGUAUGAGAAAGUUCUUGGCCUGCACUGGAGGAAGGCAUAGCAAUCUCAUAAGAAAACUGAUGUAAUAAUGGGAUUUAAUGAAAUAUGUAAUCUGGGAGUUAGCCUUUGUGUCAGGCAUUUGUUAUGGGUGAACAAAGGGGAAAGAAGAAAAAGAAGAGUUAGUAUGAGAGAUAAUUGGAUGUGCUUAUUUCUACUUGUCUAAUUUGUGUGCCUUUCUCUGAUUCAGCAUCGGCAUUAAUUCAGCUUCCUAUUGAUCUCCUUUUAUUUAAUCCCUGCAAAGUUCUCCAGCUAAUUCCAUAACUCUUAGUGUUUCUCCAAGGUUUGUAUCUCAGUUCACUCUAAAACUUGCUUUACUGGUCACGCUGCAUGCAGUCUCAGUUAACUGGGAAUGCAAUGGUGUUUGUUCUUCCAAUAGUCCUGCACUGAUUUUUUUAGUGGUUUACUUUAUGGAGGGUUAAUCAGACCUGCUGCUGUAUACAUGCAAGAUGUGAAGACCUACAGCCAGUCGGUGCCCAGGAGGAUUUUUUCAGUUUGAGUAAUUUUUAGGAAUCUUGGAGUUGAAACUGUUGGGUUUUGUCAACUUGCUGUUGUUUGUGCUGUGAGGACUCUCUCUCAUGCAUGACAUUUUUAUGCUUAGGUAGGAUGGAAAUCUGAUUCUUGGCAAAGUGGAUACUUUAAUGACAUGUUAAUGGACUAAUAAAAAUGGCUUUUUCUGGGUGUGUGGUUUUUUGAAGAGCUCUUCAAAGUUGUCUAGUGUUUGCAACUGGCUGCAUGAAGCCAAGUUCCAGCCCACGAGGAAAGCAUGCCUUGAAAAGAGGCUUUGAUUCUCACUGCAGCCUACACAAAAGGGCCACAAAAAGGCUUCAUGCAUCAAAUCCAGCAACUCUUUGAGAACUGAGGUUUUCUAAUGAAACACUGCUUUAAUCUGCAAGUGAAGUUUGGUUUCAGCUUCAGUACAGGCAGUCUUCAAAUGCCGGGGUGCGAUGUGUGGCAGCCCCAAAGUCUGAGGGUUUGGGGCUUUUGGGCUGGUUUGUGGUGAACUGCAGGUCUGGUUGGCACCAUGGCACUGAGAGCAUUCAUGAAGGUCACUCAGUGUACACAACAGUGGAUACACGUGUAAAAUUAGUUCUGUACAGAUAAUUGGUUUCUUUGGCAGAGGUAAGACUCAGUUUGGUUUCUUUUCUGCUUUAAGCACCACAGGGAUUCGCUUACUGUGAAGUUAAAGCGGUCCGUGGAUUUAUGCAUUGCAAUCUGAAGCAGACAGAGGAAGAGUAGAAGUAUUCUUAAGGCAAACAAGAAAAGGACUAGAAUAGAAACCUUGGCCUUUGUGGUGACGGUUUAAGCUUCGAUUUGUGAAUAAAAUGGUAUCUUUCAGUUCAGUGAUGUGGUUUGCUGCAGAGAGACCACAUUUUGACACACUCGCUGCCUUUACCCGUCUUUCCUUUUCCAUUAAGCUUGCUCUUGUACCCUAUCAAACAUAAAUGAUUGUCAGCCUUAAAAAAACAAAGCACUUAAAAACCUUCACGGGUUGCCUAGUAGUAGAAAUAAAAACAGACGUUUAUCUGCAGCGAAGUCUCAUUUAAGGUUAUGUGCACAGAAGAGGGGCGAUAAGCAGAGUCCGGCUUCAAGGCGCUCUGGGGGGGAUGGCUGGUGGCAUUUCUGAGCACUUUCCACACAAAUGGUGUGGAAGCAUUCGGACGAGAAGUGAUUUCCCAUCGCAGAUCCAGCAAAGGUUUUAAUUGCGGGCUGCGGUGCUUUGGGCUGUUAGAGCAGCAUGUGGUAAAUAGCUGAUGCUUGUGCUUUUUCUUUUUUGAGUGAGCGUGUUUGUUUGUUUGUGGAAGAUUUUCUGCACUUGGAGCUCAUUAUUUUUCUGUGCAGUCUUCUGCAGACUUUUUCAGGAUGGAAGAGUCCAACAGCUUGCAGUGCUUGCAAUGCUUAUGCUACAUCUCUGCAUGUUUGAAGAUGGUCUGCUCUGAAGUAAAUACUAAGUGAAGUCCUUUCUACGUCAUUAGCCUGCUGGCCUUGUGUUUACCUUCUGUCAGAAAGUAAAAUGAAUAUAUCCUGGAAUCUAGCGGCGUGUUUGCACAAGCACAAAUGAUUAACCUGGAAUAUCAAAGGGAAGGCCAGAGAUGGCUGAGAGGUUUGUUUGCCAGCAUCCCUCAGCACGACCUUCCCCCUUUCCCAAGGAAGACGCGGACGUGCUGCUGGUUGGCCUUGCCUCCCAGUCUAACUUGAGUGCUCAGCUGAAUGCUGCUGCUGGCUCAGAUCGUAGCCACGUGUAAAAAUCCUUCAUUUCAGCAAGGAAGUGCUUACCUCUAACUCAGAGCAUGGAGCAAAGUGUGAAUUAAUGCAGUCCCUAAUGCAGAUGCUCCUUUGCAUUGGUACAGACUGGUGUCUACUGAAUCUUUGCGUGCUGCAAAACUCAUCUACCUGAAACCAACGAUAGCAGCAUAGCGCAAUGCUGAGGGAAUGUUAUGUUAACAGCGAGUAAAUGCACUGUCGAUGCAGAGACAGCAGUGUGAAAGACUUCCCUGCAGACCAGCAGCUAUCCUUUGAGUGAGGGGGAGGAGGAAGUUGGCACCUGAGCAGAUUAUUAGGUGGCUCUGUUUAUUUGGGGACGUUUAAUUGUUCCUCACCCAGGCUCUCCUCCUUCCCAGGAAGGCCGGUCACGCUCCAGAGGCCGCUCGCUGGUAAAGCAGCAGCUUUCUGAUGCAAUGCUCAGCUUGGCUCAGAGCAGGCAGCAGAGCCGUGCCGUGCUUCCCUUCCUACACCUGCUGCAGCUCCUACAGAUGAUUCACUUCUGCUUUGGGAGCGGGUGAACAACCGGGGGCUGGCACGGAGCUGCUCGCCUCCCCCAGGCUGCGCUGAAUCCGCAGGGUGAAUCCUGACUUUGUCUAAGCCUCGUCCUUUCUUCACCCUCUGCCAAAUAUGCUUUCACGUUAAUGCUUCACCCAGCUGGCUAAUUUGGUCUUUGAAAUUAUCUCAGUAAUGUCAGGUGCUUAAAAAAACAUUCCCAUCCCUUUAUAAAUAUUAUAAUAGAGAUGUAAAGACAUUGCUUCAGUGUUCCUUGGGAUCUACAGUAUAAAAAGAAGUUCUUGAGUGCUGCGUAGCAAUCCGGAGUGCAGCAUAAACAAAUAGCAUGUCAAGCUGGAACAAGUCGGUUGGCUUACAGAAGGCAGAAUGCAAAUGACCGAGACAGGAGAAUUAGUGCCUUUUGUAACUUUGCAACAAAUGUGAGCAGAUUUCUGCUGCUGAUGAGCCAUAAGCCUUGUUUGAAAGAAAGGAAAAGCACUUUGCAAAGGCUGGAUGCUGGGUUUUGUGCAAAGCCUGAGCAGAGUGGCCGGUUUGCAGAUCAGCAUCCAUCCCUUUCCCUGCACCUCAUCUGUGGGCAGCAACCUGCCACGCAGGGGUAACAUUAAUAGCUUCUUAAGCUUUUAUAGGUAUAUCCAGCUGAGUUCAGGGCUUUCCGUCUGAGAUGGCAGCAGCCAGAUCCCAGAGCAGUCUCACCGAGGUCCUGUUGGAGGCUGUGCAUUUAAGAAGCAAAUUGGGCACAGCUUUACGGAUCAGGGGAUGCUGUGUGCCCACUGCUGGCGUGGUUUCAUGUCCAAGCAUCCCAGUGCUGACUUUUGUCACCUGUUACUUUACUGGAAUUUAGAAAUUUAUACCUUUGAAGUGAUGGGGCACUUGAAAAUGUUAUUGCCUCAGUGAGUUUCGUAUGCAAAUAGUGGAGCAAAGCCAAAGGUCCCUCUCAGGCAGCCUGCUCCUAGAGGUUGCUCCAUAAAAGUUUGUCUGCUACCAGCUGUUACGCCAGUGUUCUUACUAGAAAGAAUAAUGGUUUUUUGCAAGCUAAAAUUGAGGGUUUCACAGGCUGCAACUGGCAAAUUGGCAGCCAUGCUCCUCUGCUGUAGACUGAAAGCCUGUGGCAGACAGAAAGGAAUUAAUUCUUCGGUAACAGCUUUAGAAGCUGCGGCUGCUGGUGAGCUCUAGAAAGCACACCUGAAAUGCAGAAUAAAUGUGAUAAUUAUAUAGUCAGACAAUAUGCAGAUUGUUACAGAUGGCAUACGUAUCCAACUUAAUAACAUAUCCUUAGAAUUGGGGAUGGAAAGUGGUAUGAGUUAUUGGAUUUAAAAAAGAAAAAAGCACCACCACUCAGAGGAACUGUAAAAUUCAUUUUUGGCGAGUGCUGGAACAUUCCAGUUCUGAUUUUACCUGUACUCAUUGCCUGCUCUUCAGGUUCUUUUUCCUCUAAAACACCCACAUUGGGAGGAGGAAAUUAAGCUUUGCCCUGUUGUGCUUCCAUAGAGCAGCAGCAGACUGAUUCUGUCAUCCUGUUCUAUUUCAAACCGAAUUGCCAAAGUCCUGCAGACUUUUCCUCUUUGGUCAGCUGUUAAAAUGUCCAAGAGGAGCUUUCCCGGAAUAUGCAGUUUACCAAUCUCAGAAGCACAUAAUUUUUAAUCCAUUCUAAAAAUAGUUUAAUGUAGUGGCUGCUUUAAUUAUUAAUAAAACCGAAGGAUUUGUGUAUUUUUUUUUUUUCUAUGAACAUCUGUGUUAAGCUGUGAUGGCUCAGGUCUGUUGCCUUGACAUGUGAGGUGAGGCAGUUUUUAUUCUGCCUGAUGUUUCAGCUGAUGGGCAAAAGAAAUAUAUAUUUAUACACAUCUUCACUGUGCCCAGCAUGGAGCCAGUGUGUGUAAACGCUCCUGGGGCAACUGGAAGUGCAGGGCCAGGCAGAUGAGAAGCGUCUGUGCCAGGGGAAAUGACUAUCUUGAGUUUUUUGUGAGCGUUCAUUCUCGUGCUGAAGGAUAGAACUUGGUGGGGAAGAGACUCCCUCAAGGGCUAAGUCUUAUGAAUAACUUUCUUGGUUCUUUUUUUCUCCCGGUUUUAGGUAAGUCAGAGCUCUCAUAUUUUCAUGUUUGGCUCUGUAGUUACUUUUUCUGGCCUGUUGUAAGAGUUUAGUGGAUACUGAGCUACAUGAAUAAUUGAGGCUGUGCGGAGCAGCCCUUACUAAACAGCAGAAUUUGGGCUUGUAGCUGUUAGUAGACCUAAUAGAAAUGGAGAUUGGUGCAAGUUUAUUGAUCUCAUUUUUGCUUGAACCACUCUGUUAUUGAGUGGAAUUGGAGAGAGGGAAAUGAUGUCCCAGUUGUGGCCCUUGCAAAGGAAAAAAUCUUGAUGCUUCCUUUUUCCUCAGUAUUUCUAUUUUCUCCUGAAUGAAGUUGUAUGAAGUUCAUCACAAAGCCUUUCUGUAUUGGUGAGGUGUUGAGGUUGUUAGAUCAACUCCUCCAAGAUCUGACUGUACCAAUGCCCCAAAGAGCAGGAGGCUGCGCUGUGUCUGACAGGACCUGGUGCAGAAGUCACCUCCAGGAGCCCUGAACCAUUCUUGGUCCAAAACGUCCUUAGUACUCAUUGUAAAAUGGGUGAAACAACUGCAGCAAAAUCCUGUUAAAGCACGUAAGCGUGUAGCAUGGAAAACAAGGAGGCUUUGGCACAGAUGUUCAGUAAAUCUGUACUUUGCAACAACAGAACAAACCAGCAAAGUGCAUGUUCCAAUCACAGAUAAAGAAAACAAUGCUCAUAUUUAAUAUUUGGGUUUCUUUUAAGAAUUAAGAUCAGGUAGUAUUGUAAGGUGUAUGAUUGCUGUAAGGCUUUAUUUGUUCUUAAGAUUUCUUAAUCUGAUAUUUUGUUUUGCAGUAUUGUGUGCCAAGAAUCUUGCAAAGAAAGAUUUCUUCAGACUUCCUGAUCCAUUUGCAAAAAUAGUUGUUGAUGGGUCAGGUCAGUGCCACUCAACUGACACUGUGAAGAACACGUUGGACCCCAAAUGGAACCAGCAUUAUGAUCUGUAUGUUGGGAAGACAGAUUCCAUAACCAUCAGUGUAUGGAACCAUAAGAAAAUCCACAAGAAACAGGGAGCUGGCUUCCUGGGGUGUGUCCGACUCCUCUCCAAUGCCAUCAGCAGGCUAAAAGAUACUGGAUACCAGCGUUUGGAUCUAUGCAAACUAAAUCCCACGGAUACUGAUGCUGUACGAGGCCAAAUAGUGGUCAGUUUACAGACACGGGACAGAAUAGGCACCGGAGGUUCUGUAGUAGACUGUAGAGGGCUUUUGGAGAAUGAAGGUUUCCCCAUUUUCAGAACGGUUUAUGAAGAUUCUGGACCAGGGAGGCCACUGAGCUGUUUUAUGGAAGAACCAGCACCCUACACAGACACUACAGGGGCUGCAGGUGGAGGCAAUUGUCGCUUUGUAGAGUCCCCCAGUCAAGAUCAGAGACUUCAGGCACAGAGACUUCGGACUCCUGAAGUCAGAGGUCAUGUACAGACACCUCAGAACAGACCGCACGGUCACCAGUCUCCUGACCUACCUGAAGGCUAUGAACAAAGAACAACAGUACAGGGACAGGUUUAUUUUUUGCACACGCAGACUGGAGUUAGCACAUGGCAUGACCCUAGGAUACCAAGAGACCUUAACAGUGUGAAUUGUGAUGAACUGGGACCUCUGCCUCCAGGUUGGGAAGUUAGAAGUACAGUUUCAGGAAGAAUAUAUUUUGUAGAUCAUAACAACAGAACCACGCAGUUCACAGAUCCACGACUACAUCACAUCAUGAAUCACCAAUGCCAGCUAAAAGAGCCCAGCCAGCAGCCUCUGCCAGCUCCAAAUGAGGGGUCUGUGGAGGAGGGUGAAGAGUUGCCUGCACAGAGAUAUGAGAGAGACUUGGUGCAAAAGCUGAAAGUUCUUAGACAUGAGCUCUCCCUUCAACAACCACAGGCAGGUCACUGCCGAAUUGAAGUAUCCAGAGAGGAAAUAUUUGAGGAAUCCUACCGUCAGAUAAUGAAGAUGAGGCCAAAGGAUUUGAAAAAGAGGCUUAUGGUAAAAUUUCGAGGCGAGGAAGGCCUGGAUUAUGGAGGGGUAGCAAGAGAAUGGUUGUAUUUACUGUGCCAUGAAAUGUUGAAUCCAUACUAUGGACUCUUCCAGUACUCUACGGAUAAUAUUUACAUGCUGCAAAUCAAUCCAGACUCCUCUAUCAAUCCUGACCAUUUGUCUUAUUUCCAUUUUGUUGGGCGAAUAAUGGGUUUGGCUGUGUUCCAUGGACACUAUAUCAAUGGGGGGUUCACAGUUCCCUUUUAUAAACAGCUCCUGGGGAAACCCAUUCAGCUCUCUGAUCUGGAAUCUGUUGACCCAGAACUACACAAAAGUUUAGUUUGGAUUCUAGAGAACGAUAUCACCCCGGUUCUGGACCAUACUUUUUGUGUGGAACACAAUGCUUUUGGGAGGAUUUUACAGCACGAACUCAAACCAAAUGGCAGGAACAUUCCAGUGACAGAAGAGAACAAGAAAGAAUAUGUCAGGUUGUAUGUGAACUGGCGAUUUAUGAGAGGCAUAGAAGCACAGUUCUUGGCUCUGCAGAAGGGUUUUAACGAACUCAUUCCCCAGCAUCUCCUCAAGCCUUUUGACCAGAAGGAACUUGAGCUAAUCAUAGGAGGCCUGGAUAAGAUAGACCUGAAUGACUGGAAGUCAAACACACGUCUAAAGCACUGCAUGGCAGAUAGCAAUAUUGUGAAGUGGUUCUGGCAAGCGGUGGAAACAUUUGAUGAAGAAAGAAGGGCAAGGCUUUUGCAGUUUGUGACAGGUUCAACACGUGUCCCACUUCAAGGUUUCAAGGCUUUACAAGGUUCUACAGGCGCUGCAGGACCCAGACUGUUUACCAUCCAUUUAAUAGAUGCAAACACAGACAACCUUCCGAAAGCCCACACUUGCUUUAACCGGAUUGACAUUCCGCCUUAUGAGUCAUAUGAGAAGCUUUACGAGAAGCUGUUGACAGCUGUGGAAGAGACAUGUGGGUUUGCUGUGGAGUGAAAAAGCAACCAAAGGAAACAGAUGCUAGCUCAUGGACCACCAAAUCAAAAGCUAGAAGAAGCUUGCUGUGAACUUCCUGCUAAGCUGUCUGAAGCACCGGAACUCUAGACAACUUGGAGAUGGGUUGUUUCCCUUCCACUGUUGGUGGAUGAUGGUGGGGGCAGGGGCUUUUGUUGGUGGUUUCCAACUCUUUUCCCCCUUUGUUACAAGAAGCCCUUCCCUCUUCUUCCAUCCCCCAUAAAAUGAAACGCAGCCAAGUUCAGCAUUUGGCCUUGGAUACACAGGAUACUCUGCUAGAUUUGUAACACAUAUUGUGAUAGGGUCAAUGACCUGUGGGUUGUUUUUUUUUUUUUAAUAGGAGAAUCACAGUGUAAUUAAGAAUGAGCUUGAUUUGCUGAGGACUUGCAGAUGGUUAGGUGUGCCUGGUUAGUUUGUCUAAAAUCAAGCCCUGUAGAGUCCAGUGGGUGCAGUGUGUCUGACUAGCACUAGAAUUUGCAUUGCACAUUCUAAAAACCUGAUUAAAAAGUGAACUUCUAGCAGAAAUUACCUCCAUAUGAGCAUUUAACUGAAAGGCAAAGAAAUUCAAGUUCUGCCUUAGCAGGAAGCUCCCAGUGGAAGCUGUGGCUUACCUUGAGAAAAGCGAAAGAACUGGGGACAGUUUAAAUGGUGUUGUAUGAUUUCUUUUUGGUUGUCCUGGCUGAAACCUAAUUGUUUUGCACAUGAAAACAGUUAUUUCCUCCUGCAGAAUUACUUUCCAUAGUUUGCUCAGAUAUGAUUACCUUGCAGAGAAGCUUUGCAAGGAGGAGACAGAGGACAAAAUUUAUUCAAUUCCAAAGCUGUGAUUUCUGUGCCACUGUUUUACCUGAGAUGUUCUUGUGACUUCAUAUUUGAAGACUCAAAAUGGAAAUGGCCAAACUCUAAGUCAACAGAGCUGCCUUCUGUUCUGAAGUUUUUGGCCGUGUGAAAGGUUUAUUUGGAGGCUGUGGUAAAAGGGUAACUAUACAGUGAAUACAUGUUAAAUGUUAUGGAAAGCUAUUGAAAGGAUUUAUGACUUCGGUUCUGUAAGGAUAAGAAUUUCUCCAGAGAGCCAUAUAAGGCUAUUUUUUCAAAUACCUGAAACUAAUAUUAAAAGGUUGGUUCUCUAACACAUUGCUAAGAUAACUUCCCAGGGGAAACAAAAGCAAAUCAAAUACCUGAAUCACUAACAUUUUUUCCAGUUUGCACACCAAGAUGAGACAGUAUUUUAACAAAUAACACAGCUUCAGAAAGAGACCCAGUUAUCUAUCAAACAUGUCUAAACUUAAGUAAAGCAGGCUUGCUUGUAUAGGAUUUUUUUUUUCUUUGGCAAGCCUGAUUUUUAGAGAAAUUCAUUACUGAAACAUUUAACAGAUGUUUUUGUUUAUGGAAUAGUGCAUUGAAAUUCAGCUGUGGGUAAGAGGUUGUUCUUAGAAGAUGUCUACUGGAAUACUUCUAUUUUGUCUUUUUUAAAUUGAAUUUGAUAAUAGCUUUAAACUGUGAUAGGACAGAAAGUAGACACUUGUCAAAAUUCUGGCAUCAUUCUCACUUUUGUUUGUUUGUUUCCAUUGACCAUAAUUCUUGUGAUUUGUGGUUGGGAGUGAGGAUUGCAUUGAAGGUGUAAAAUUGUACCAUAGUGUGAGAUUUGCACAGGGUGGCUCAAGGUGCUCAUCCAGCAAGACUGUACAGGAGAGAGGCAUCUUUCCACCCAUGUUCUGGACGAAUCUUGUUGCAACUGGGGACCAGUUUCUGCAGUACUGAUCAUUGGGACACAAGUGAAAUUAUGUGUGUGUUUUGCAGAAGAGAAAGGAAAUAUUACUGUCUGCAGAUGAGUGUCUGUACAGUCUUGGGCUGAGCAGCAGAAUCCCCGUGGCCCUGGCUUUUCAAAAUGGCUGUGAAGUCGUACCUGUUCAUAGAGUGUAUUUAAUCCUUUCAGUGCGUUUGAAUGUGCAAUAAACCAGUCAGAUAGGAAAAAUGCAAAAUGGAUUAUUGCCCAAAAGCUUUGCAUGUAAUCUCAUGGAUUUUUCACUAAGAGAAUUGAAAAAACAGAUGCUAAAGCCCACCACUAACAGAAAUCCUAUCACGCAAGCUCUAAAACUGGCUCGGUAAAAACCAGGUGAGGUGAAGGUAAAGGCCCUUGAUUUGGAAAUGUAUAGGUCAAGUAGCUUUAUGUCAGCGACACAGUUGACAUAUGAUAGUUCCUAAUGUCUUUUCUAGGUCAGUGUUUUAUGGAAUGCACAAAAUAAGAAUAGGCAAGGAUUGUUGUUUGCUGUAGUUAAAAGCCCUUGUCAAGGUACCUCCUCCUUGCUGACAAUAAUGAGAAUAGGGCACCGUCUUUUUAAUUAUUUUAGUUCUCUUUUAUACAGCUUCACCACCUCUCCCAUUGUGUUGUCUUCGCAAUUUUGUGCCACUUCAGUGAUGAUGAAGACCUUUUUUUUUUGGUAUUGUUCUGUACAUGCAUUUGAGGCAGGCCUUAAAGCUGGAUGGAUGGAUGGUGGAUGGAUGGAUGGAGGAAAUAAAGAAGCAAGGCAGUAUGGGUUUUAAGUGAUGAUUUCUUCUUCCAGUGGCUGGUUUCAAGGCCAGGGAAGGAUGAAACGAAAACAAGAGUUUGCAUGGCUCAAGCCAUUGACUCGAUGAGGUUUUGGGGGCUGUUCUUAUAACCUCAGCUGUCUGAAUUUGUGAGUGUGUUCAUUCUUACUUGGUCUGCCAGCACUUGGACUGGUUGUUACUCCUCAAACUUGCCCAAAGAAUAACAUAAAGUCUGGUGUUCGUUCAGUCAUUCCACGUUCCACCUUGUGCACACAUGCGUCUUGGAUCAGACCUGAAGGAAAUACAAGGUACAAUGUGUCUUUCGUUCCUGUCCUAAAGGCAAACCUAAAAGCUGGUCCAUUGGCACAGACCUUCAGUGCUUGCCCUGAUACUGCUCAUCAGCCUAUACUAUAUGCUCAGGGAUGUAGGAAACCACCACUUUGCUCGUGUUUUAAAUCGGGAAGAAGUGAGGCUGUUUUACGAAUGUUGGCAUUAACUUGGGCAUUAUGUUAGACAAGACCCUGCUUCAGAAAGGCUGCUUGAAGCUCCAGGGGGUGAAAUCAACGUUUGCUCAGCAGUAUGUACUUUGUUCAAGUUGAGGUGGUUGUGAAAUCCAAUAGAUUUUGUAAAUUAGUGAUCUGGCCACCGGGGCCCUCUGUAGCUCAGGUUCAGGGCCACGUGGCACAGCAAGUUCCCAGAAACACAGUAUGGAUCUGUUUUUAAUUUGUUAAUUUUUUGUUCCUCGACCACUUUAUAAUGUAUUUUUUUAAUUUAUUAUUUUGUAAUGUCAUGUUUAAGUAUUGCUGCUAUCCUUGUUAUUCUUCCCACUGUUUUUAUUGCAGAUUUAUUUUGUGAAAGUUGUACACUAAUGUUUCAUUUUAUGUCUAAAUCAAAGUAUUUAAAGAAAUACUAGUUCUAUUUAAUGUGGUUAUGGAACCAGCUGGAAUAAACAGUGAUUGUAUAGUAGGCUGGACCCAGGAGGUCAUGUUCAUUUUUGUUACAUAUGCAAUAAACUCACAACUUUAAA
Gallus gallus (chicken) is the source of this 16849-nucleotide messenger RNA. It is a transcript of the gene SMURF1, whose product is annotated as SMAD specific E3 ubiquitin protein ligase 1. Gene Ontology annotation, biological process: negative regulation of BMP signaling pathway; ubiquitin-dependent protein catabolic process. Bases 11059 to 13278 code for a protein of 739 amino acids. The transcript has 17 exons. Gene Ontology annotation, molecular function: protein binding; ubiquitin protein ligase activity. The record is from RefSeq and is a predicted model, not a curated record. Lineage: Eukaryota; Metazoa; Chordata; Aves; Galliformes; Phasianidae.